Telopea speciosissima is the source of this 669-nucleotide messenger RNA. RefSeq lists its product as uncharacterized. The record is from RefSeq and is a predicted model, not a curated record. The transcript has a single exon. Lineage: Eukaryota; Viridiplantae; Streptophyta; Magnoliopsida; Proteales; Proteaceae. Bases 1 to 669 code for a protein of 222 amino acids. Gene Ontology annotation, molecular function: nucleic acid binding; RNA-DNA hybrid ribonuclease activity.
AUGAGUGAAGGGGUGAACGCCGUCGCACGGUCUCCUUGGAAACUGUUCUUCGAUGGUUCAAGGACUAGCGCCUCAGCAGGGGCAGGGAUAAUGUUGUUGUCUCCUACUGGCGUUGAGACCCACCUCACUUUCCAGCUCUAUUUUUCGUGCAUGAAUAACCAAGCCAAGUAUGAAGCUUUGUUAAUCGGCCUCAAAACACUCAGCGCAAUGGGUGUGAGGAACGUGGAAAUCAUUGGCGAUUCACAGUUAGUCAUUAAACAUCUGGCCAAGGAGUACCGUUGUGAAAGCCAGACUUUGCUUCCAUAUUUUUCUCUGGCUCAGCAGUGUUUGAGCAAGUUUGAUGACUCCUCGGUCAAGCAUAUUCCACGAGCAGAGAAUAGUGUGGCAGACUGCCUGGCCCAACCCGCUUCAAGCGUUUUGUUUUCACAGGGCGAAGUGGAAAAAGUCUUCAUCAUCCAGAGAAAGACUUUCUCGUCCGUUCUUAAAGAUGAGACAUUUGAGAUAGGAUGUUUGGAUGAGGUUCAACCAGAUUGGAGGUCGCCGGUCAUUCACUUCCUCCAGAAUCCUGAUGCUAAAGUUGACCGGAAGACAAGGUAUCGUGCAUUGAACUAUCUACUUUUGGGGGAUGAAUUGUUCAAAUGGGGCCAUGAUGAUCUCCUCCUUAAGUGA